Molecule: messenger RNA, 567 nt
Organism: Brenthis ino (lesser marbled fritillary)
Lineage: Eukaryota; Metazoa; Arthropoda; Insecta; Lepidoptera; Nymphalidae
Source: the annotation of a GenBank genome assembly
AUGAAAUUCAAAUUCUGCUCGGACGGUGACUGUCCCCUGUGGGCUUUGGCGGCUCUGCACGCACUGGGCAGCCUCCCUGCUCCGGUCUUCAGGACUCUUCUGCAUCAUGUAGUUGAAGAACAACCUGACGAUGGCAUCAUAGAAAUAUUAAAAGACACGAGCUUGUCAUCACGUGACGAAUGCGCGCGCGCAGCCGCAGUGCUACGUUGGACAAUGAAGCAGGCGCACCGCUGUGGGUGUAGCGGGGUUCAGCUCGCCCGCGAUCUCUUGGUUCUGGGAGUUCCCCGCGCGCAUGCGUCAGCGCUGGCGGAUGCUGCGGAGACUGGACGAGAAGCGUAUGAGUCGCAUGUCAGGAAUAAUGGCUUUAUGGUUAAUAAGCUCACAGAUAUAACAGCAUCGCCAGGUCCCGAAGGUACGGUAGACACUUUCAAACUCACCCUACAAUCGGACGAUGUGUUUACUGGAGAACAAAACACAACCAAUAUUAUAGUUGACAAAUCCCAAGUCAAAUUUUUGCUUGAAGAACUCAAGAAAGCCCAAAAGAAAAUGGAUGAAAUAAGUGCAGAA